CAACCUUCUCCGGCGGCCCUAACCUGCUUCGUCCGUCUUGGGAGAGAAAUCCUUUCCGAUGGAGGCCAUCCGCUCACCAGAUCUCCACCACGGGGAGACACCGUCAACCACAUCGAGACCAAUUGCUGUGAGAAACCAGCGUGUAACCGUUGUUAGCAGGACGGAGAUUGGCCAUGGCUCAAAUCGAUCGUGCGGGGAGAAGAUGGAGAGUUCAUCCAGGGCCGGGUAGACGAGAAAACUUGGGGCGGCUCGAAUCGAAUACAUAAGGACGGCUUCCAGACGACAUCAACAGGUCUUUUGUCUCUCAAGCUCAUCAUCACUCGAAGCACAAGCAAUCCACUGCCUACCUCUUCUGCUUCAUCUCCAACCUCCAUCUACCUUCUUCACACACAAACACAAAAGUCUUCGACUUACACACACUUCACAAUGGCUCCCGCUGCUGUCAUUGAGAUCACCGACAAGACCGGUGCCGAGCUCGAGGCCAUGUCUGACGAGAUCGACGAGGUCAACGCCGCCAAGUACGACUCCAAGUCCAAGUUCGACGAGGAGAAGGACAAGGCCGCCUUCCGCAACUACGAGGACGCCAACGACCGCGUCAAGAACUUCUACCGCGAGCAGCACUACAAGCAGACCGUCACCUACAACCUGCAGGCCCGCAACCGCUUCUACAGCUCCACCCGCCCUCGCCCCGAGAUGUCCAUCUGGGAGGCCAUGGAGAAGCUCAACACCCUGAUCGACGAGUCUGACCCCGAUACCUCCCUCUCCCAGAUCCAGCACCUUCUCCAGUCCGCCGAGGCCAUCCGCCGCGAUGGCAAGCCCCGCUGGAUGCAGUUGACUGGUCUCAUCCACGACCUUGGCAAGCUCAUGGUCUUCUUCCCUGAGCUCGGCACCCAGGGCCAGUGGGACGUCGUCGGCGACACCUUCGCUGUCGGCUGCGCUUUCUCUGACCGCUGCGUCUACCCUAACACCUUCGCCGAGGGCAACCCCGAUGCCACCAACCCCGACUACAACACCAAGUACGGCAUCUACUCUCCCAACUGCGGUCUCGACAACGUCAUGCUCAGCUGGGGCCACGACGAGUACCUCUACCACGUCGUCAAGGACCAGUCCUCUCUCCCCGACGAGGCCCUGGCCAUGAUCCGCUACCACUCCUUCUACCCCUGGCACCGCGAGGGCGCUUACCGCCACCUCAUGUGCGACAAGGACUGGGAGAUGAUGAAGGCUGUCCAGGCUUUCAACCCCUACGACCUGUACAGCAAGAGCGACGGUGUCCCCGAUGCCGAGAAGCUCAAGCCCUAUUACAUGGAGCUUAUUGACGAGUUCUUCCCCAAGCGGGUCAUCAAGUGGUAGACGAUUAGAUUUGACAAGAUGAAGCGAAUAAAGCAUGGGUUGCAAUUGAGGCCAGGGAAUCAAAAGGCCAGGAUGGGAUAAAUGAAUUUGAGCGAUAUGAAUCAAUAGAAAUACAAAUGUUUAUGGACAAA
Molecule: messenger RNA, 1481 nt
Organism: Ilyonectria robusta
Lineage: Eukaryota; Fungi; Ascomycota; Sordariomycetes; Hypocreales; Nectriaceae
Product: inositol oxygenase
Exons: 1
Coding region: 427-1350 (307 amino acids)
Biological process (GO): inositol catabolic process
Cellular component (GO): cytoplasm
Molecular function (GO): iron ion binding; inositol oxygenase activity
Source: RefSeq, a predicted model, not a curated record